CAGAGGUGGUGGGACCAUGGAGGUAAGCAAGAAGAUGGAAGUGGUCACUAAAGAAGCACUCCUUCACCCACUACCAAUGCACCACCACGGUUUGGAACCGGACCUUCUGGGCUGCUGUGACUGCUGCGACUGCUGCGGCUGUUGCUCCUUGCCUGACUGUUGCUCCUGCCCCAGUUGCAACAGCUGUGGCAAUUGCUGCUGCUGCUGCCCGAGCUGCUGCUGCCCCCCCAGCUGUGGAUGCUGCUGCCGGCUCUGCUGUUGCCUCCCCAGUCUUCUGUGCAAGUUACCCAAGUUCCCCAGCUGCCCUGUGAACAUCAAGAGGUUCUUGAUUGUCCUGAUCAUCAUCGUCCUUGUCGUGGUGAUCAUCGUGGGUGCUCUGCUGAUGGGGCUGUUCAUCACCCAGGCGCACACAGAGACGGUCUUGAAAAUGACGAUUGAAGGGAGAGAGUCACAGCUGAAUCUCUCCCUUGAUCAGGAAGAAGUGGCCACUUUCUACGUGGAUGAUAGAAUCAAUGACCCAGCCACAGUCGUUUAUUACUUCAGCAAGCUACUGAUUGGUUACAAAUCCUGGAAAAGAAAGGCCUGCUUCAUCACCACAAUGGACAAGGGGAACAUCCAAGGUCUAGAUACUAUCCUGAAAAAAUUCCAGACCAACCUAUCCAUCACAUUUCCCAUGCAGCGGGAAGAAGAGACAUUCCUUCUGCCCCCAGCUGACCCUUCCACCUUGGGUGCUACAGUUAACAUCCUCUGCAGCCAUGUCCCGGUUUUCUGGAUUUAA
Messenger RNA from Sphaerodactylus townsendi, 778 nucleotides. Its product is annotated as pulmonary surfactant-associated protein C-like. Gene Ontology annotation, biological process: respiratory gaseous exchange by respiratory system. Bases 17 to 778 code for a protein of 253 amino acids. The record is from RefSeq and is a predicted model, not a curated record. The transcript is spliced from 5 exons. Lineage: Eukaryota; Metazoa; Chordata; Lepidosauria; Squamata; Sphaerodactylidae. Gene Ontology annotation, cellular component: extracellular region; alveolar lamellar body.